Molecule: messenger RNA, 3256 nt
Organism: Trichosurus vulpecula (common brushtail)
Lineage: Eukaryota; Metazoa; Chordata; Mammalia; Diprotodontia; Phalangeridae
Gene: MTHFD1L
Product: methylenetetrahydrofolate dehydrogenase (NADP+ dependent) 1 like
Exons: 28
Coding region: 97-2805 (902 amino acids)
Biological process (GO): tetrahydrofolate interconversion
Cellular component (GO): cytosol; mitochondrion
Molecular function (GO): formate-tetrahydrofolate ligase activity; methylenetetrahydrofolate dehydrogenase (NADP+) activity; ATP binding
Source: RefSeq, a predicted model, not a curated record
GCGGGCAAGGGCCUGCUCGACCAGCGGCGGCUGCGGGAGCCGCAAAGCGGGAGCAGCGGCCACGCGGGAGGGAAAGCGCCGCUGAGGCCGGACGCCAUGGUCAGAGAAAUAAUUCAGAAUUCAAAAGAAGUUCUGAGUUUAUUGCAAAAAGGAAACCCUACCUUUAAGCCAGUACUUGCAAUUGUCCAGGUAGGUGAUGAUAACUGGAUGCAGGAGAUAAACCAGAACUUGGCUGAAGAGGUUGGUCUGAACAUUACUCAUGUUUGCCUGCCUCCUGACAGCAGUGAAGAUGAGAUUAUAGAUGAAAUCUUGAAGCUCAACAACGAUGCUAGAGUUCAUGGUCUCGCUCUUCAGCUUUCCAUCAGCUCAUUUAGCCACAAGAUACUGAAUGCUUUGAAACCAGACAAAGAUGUGGAUGGGGUGACAGAUGUAAACCUGGGAAAGCUGGUACGCGGCGAUGCCCAUGAAUGUUUUGUUUCGCCUACUGCCAGAGCUGCGAUUGAACUUCUUGAGAAAUCAGAUUUCAUCAUAGAUGGGAAGAAGGUGCUGGUGGUAGGGGCCCAUGGACCUUUGGAAGCUGCCCUCCAGUGUCUGUUCCAGAGGAAGGGAGCCAUGACAAUGAUCUGCCCGUGGAAGACUCCUCAGCUUCAAAGCAAGCUUAAUGAGGCUGACAUUGUGGUGAUAGGCUCUCCUAAGCCAGAUGAAAUUCCACUUAGUUGGAUACCACCAGGAACUGCGAUUCUCAAUUGUUCUCACAACUUUCUUUCAGGGAAGCAUGAAUAUGGUGUUCAAUUCGGUGGCCUAACUGUAGAAGAUGAUGUAGGUCUCCUUGCAGCAGCUCUGAGGAUCCAGAAUGUGGUUAACAGUGGGAGGAGGUGGCUUCGGGAGCAGCAGUACAGGAGGUGGAAGCUCCGAAGUUUGAAGCUUCAGCCACUCUCACCAGUACCCAGUGAUAUUGAGAUUUCCAGAGGACAGACUCCAAAAGCUGUUGAUGUCCUUGCCAAGGAGAUAGGAUUGCUUGCAGAUGAAAUUGAAAUCUACGGCCAAAGCAAAGCCAAAGUACGCUUGUCUCUGCUAGAGAGGCUAAAGGAUCAAGCAGAUGGAAAAUACAUCUUAGUUGCUGGGAUCACCCCUACGCCACUGGGAGAAGGCAAAAGCACAGUCACCGUUGGGCUUGUUCAAGCACUGACUGCACACCUGCACAUUAAUUCCUUUGCUUGUCUGAGGCAGCCUUCACAAGGACCUACUUUUGGUGUUAAAGGUGGAGCUGCAGGUGGUGGAUAUGCUCAGGUCAUCCCCAUGGAAGAGUUCAAUCUUCACUUGACUGGUGAUAUUCAUGCUAUUACUGCUGCUAAUAAUUUGCUGGCUGCUGCUAUUGAUGCCCGGAUUUUACAUGAAAGUACUCAGGCAGAUAAGGCGCUGUUUAAUCGAUUGGUGCCAUUAGUCAAUGGUGUGAGAGAGUUUUCAGGCAUUCAGCUCAAACGCUUGAAAAAAUUAGGAAUAAAUAAGACUGAUCCCAGCACACUGACGGAAGAGGAAAUGACCAGAUUUGCACGGCUUGACAUUGACCCAUCUACCAUCACGUGGCAAAGAGUUGUGGACACAAAUGACCGAUUUCUACGAAAAAUAACCGUUGGGCAGGCUAAGACAGAAAAAGGACUUUUUCGUCAGGCCCAGUUUGACAUUGCUGUCGCAAGUGAGAUUAUGGCUGUUUUGGCACUAACGGAUAGCCUGGAAGAUAUGAAAAACCGUCUGGGGAGAAUGGUGGUGGCCAGUGACAAAAAAGGACAACCUGUAACUGCAGAUGAUUUGGGAGUGACUGGAGCUUUGACUGUUUUGAUGAAGGAUGCAAUUAAGCCAACUCUGAUGCAGACCUUAGAGGGAACACCUGUGUUUGUUCAUGCUGGCCCCUUCGCUAACAUUGCUCAUGGCAACUCUUCAGUAUUGGCUGAUAAAAUUGCACUGAAACUGGUUGGUGGAGAAGGUUUUGUGGUCACAGAAGCUGGUUUUGGAGCUGAUAUUGGCAUGGAGAAAUUCUUCAAUAUCAAAUGUAGAGCUUCUGGCUUGGUUCCCAAUGUAGUGGUUCUGGUUGCGACAGUGAGGGCAUUGAAGAUGCAUGGAGGUGGCCCAAGUGUGACUGCUGGUGUCCCUCUUAAGAAAGAAUAUAUGGAAGAGAACCUUCAACUGGUAGCUGAUGGAUGCUGUAACCUUAAGAAGCAGAUUCAGAUUGCACAACUUUUUGGAGUUCCAGUUGUGGUUGCUCUAAAUGUCUUCAAGACCGACACACGUGCUGAGAUUGACUUGGUCUGUGAACUCGCAAAGCAGGCUGGAGCCUUUGAUGCAGUCGCCUGCUAUCACUGGUCAGUUGGUGGCAAAGGUUCAGUGGACUUGGCUCGUGCUGUGAGGGAAGCUGCAAACCGAGGAAGUCACUUCAGAUUCCUCUAUGAUGUCCAGCUUCCCAUUGUUGAAAAAAUAAGAACCAUUGCUCAGAAAGUCUACGGAGCCCAAGAUAUUGAGCUUUCUCCCGAGGCACAAUCUAAAAUAGAGCGUUACACACAACAGGGUUUUGGAAAUUUGCCCAUUUGCAUGGCAAAAACCCACUUAUCUCUUUCUCAUGAGCCUGAGAAGAAAGGGGUCCCAACUGGUUUCAUUUUACCAAUUAAUGAUGUCCGGGCCAGCAUUGGUGCUGGGUUCAUUUACCCAUUGGUUGGAACGAUGAGCACCAUGCCAGGACUACCUACUCGACCAUGCUUUUAUGACAUAGAUCUGGACACUGAAACGGAGCAGGUGAAAGGCUUGUUCUGAACGAACUAGCCGCCAUCAUGGAUUUCUGAAACAGGCCACUGCUUCCCUUUUCACAGCAAUUCAGAAGGAUAAAUGAAUUUUGCAGAAUUUUGUCUGUUACACAGUGCCCAAGCCAUGGUGAAAUAGGCCAAAGAUUUCUUCUACAUUCAAAAUGUCUCAUUUGAAACACAGUGGCAGUGUUCAAGAAAGCCGGACAAAAGAGCAAUUAAUUUAUUUUCUGUUUCUUUAGAAUUAACACUUUUACUCUGCUUACUCUUAAGAAUGUUUGUUUUUAUAAAGACUGAAGGAUUAAAGGGUGUCAGUGCAAAGGUGCAACAUUUUCUUCUAUGGGUGUUUUUAUAUGGUCUUUGAACUGAAAAUAAAUGUGUCAAACAAGAUUAUAACACCAGGUAAAGUUCUACUUUUUAGAAGCAGAAAAUUUUAUGUGCCAUUCAAGAACACACAUGCACAC